Messenger RNA from Quercus lobata, 384 nucleotides. Its product is annotated as disease resistance protein RPM1-like. The record is from RefSeq and is a predicted model, not a curated record. NCBI's taxonomy places the organism in Eukaryota, Viridiplantae, Streptophyta, Magnoliopsida, Fagales, Fagaceae. The transcript has a single exon. Gene Ontology annotation, molecular function: ADP binding. Bases 1 to 384 code for a protein of 127 amino acids.
AUGGAGGAGCUUCUGAAAGAGAUGACAAAGCAAUACUAUAAAGUAAUGGGGAAGACUGCACCUGAGGAGAUCAACAACUUCAAUUUGAUUUCACUCGUUGGCAAACUGAGGGAAUGUCUACAAAAUAAGAGGUACGUUGUCGUUUUCAAUGAUUUUUGGGGAACUAUAAAGCAUGCUUUUACAGAUAAUAACGAAGGCAGUAGGAUUAUAGCCACAACACGUAAUUAUAAUGUUGCUUCUUCCUGCAAAGAGUUUUCAAUUGUUCAUAUUCAUGAAAUACAACCUUUAACUCCUGAAAAGGCCAUGGAACUCUUUUGCAAAAGGGCAUUCAAGUACUCCAUCGUUGAGGGAUGUCAACCAGAGUUGGAGCAACUAUCUGCCUAA